This is a messenger RNA of Arachis duranensis, 3311 nucleotides long. Its product is annotated as probable disease resistance protein At4g27220. The transcript has 3 exons. The record is from RefSeq and is a predicted model, not a curated record. Bases 138 to 3167 code for a protein of 1009 amino acids. Lineage: Eukaryota; Viridiplantae; Streptophyta; Magnoliopsida; Fabales; Fabaceae. Gene Ontology annotation, molecular function: ADP binding; protein binding.
UUCCAUUUCUCUUUGGAGGUUCUAGCCGGUGUUAAUUGAAGCUGAAGAUCAUCAAUUCUUAUCAGAUCCAGCAGCGACAGUUUGAACUCACAAGUGAGGCUUUUCCUGAAAGUGCAAGAUAUAUAUUUGAUUUUGAAAUGGCUAUUAACAUCGUUGGUGCGAUCACGGGCGUUAUGAGCUGCCUCUGUACACAGAACUGUCUUCAAGAAUCACUUGGUCAUCAUAUUAGACACCUUAGAAGACCCAAAAGGAAUUUGAACAAGCUCAAGUCAUUGUUGGAGGAGCUAGAUGCCCGGAAAGUUGACAUGUGUGCCAAGCUAAAUCAAAUGUGGCUUCAAAAAGGGAUGAAUCCAAAGAAAGAAGUGGAAUUGUGGCUGAAAAAUGUUGAUGAGAUUGCAAAUGAAGUAAAUAAGAUCAUAAGGGAAGUUGAACAAGAAAGUGGAAGCACAAGUGUUCUCUCUCCAUUUUAUUAUAGUUCAAGAAUAAAGAGAGGAGAACUUAUUGAGAAAAAAAUGGAGGAGGUGAGAGAGCUUCUAGAGAAAGGUCGAUUUGCAGAUGAUUCAUUGGCUGAAACUUCUCCUCAAAAAGGGCAAACCCUUCCAACAACAAAGCUAAUGGAACACGAAACAACAAUGAAAAACUUGACCAAGAUUUUGAACUUCAUAUUGGAUGAUAGAGUGAGAAUUAUUGGUGUUCAUGGGAUGGGCGGAGUGGGGAAAACAACUAUUAUGGCUGAAAUUAACAAUAGACUAUUGAGGGAAAAUAGACUAUUUGACAGUGUUAUUUGGGUUAGUUCCUCAAAGGACAUGAAAACUGAGGAGUUACAAAAGGUUAUUGCAGGUAAGUUUGAUAUAGACCUUUCAGGAUUUCAGGAUGAGACUUCAAGAGCUGCCACACUGUUUGAAGCUUUCCAAAGAAGGAAGAAGUUUGCCUUGAUUCUGGAUGAUCUAUGGGAGCCAUUCUCUCUUGAAAGAGUUGGAAUACCAAUACCAACUGUGGAGAACGGUUGCAAACUGCUAAUAACUACUCGAAGGGUAAGCGUUUGCCGAGGCAUGGAAACAGAUAGAGAUGUCAAAGUAAAGGCUCUUACAGAAAAUGAAGCAUGGGAUCUCUUCAGGGACAAAGUUGGGGAUGAAGCAUUGGCCUCUCCGGACAUCAAACUGAUUGCAAAAGAUGUGGCAAAAGAAUGCAUGGGAUUACCUCUUGGUAUUGUUACCGUGGGGCGUGCCUUGAGAAAUGCAACUGAUAUUUCAGAAUGGCAGAUUUCAUUGAUGGGGUUAAAAGCUUCAGCUCUCAACAUAGAACAAAUGGAAGAAUCUGUUUUUUCUCGUUUGAAAUUCAGCUUGACAAAAUUGAAGGAUGACACAAGUAGGUCCUGUUUUCUAUAUUGUGCUCUCUAUCCUGAAGGUAAUCAUGUUGAUGCAAAUGAAUUGAUUGAGUAUUGGAUGUGGGAAGGUUUAUUAGGUGCUGUGGAUAGCAUUUCAGCAAGCAAACAGAAGGGGAAAAUCAUAUUGAAUGAACUAAAAUAUGCAUGCUUGUUGGAAAAUGCUGCAGACAAUGAGAUGGAAUGUGUCAAAAUGCAUGACUUAAUACGAGAUAUGGCCUUGACAAUCAUGAAAACAGAUCCUCGAUGGCGCUGCAUUGUCAAAGCUGGCAACAAAUUGAAGAAACCUCCCCAAAUUGAUGAAUGGACAGAAGAUGCUCUAAGGGUGUCAUUGAUGAAAAAUGAUCUGAAUAAUAUCUUUCUUGGCAAUCCUCCAUCAUGUCCAGCUGUUACUUCCCUGUUAUUGCAAUACAACUCUUUCUCUCAAAAUAUACCUUAUGACUUCUUUGAUUUCAUGCAAAGCCUAAAGGUUCUUGAUCUCUCUUACACUGGGAUCCAUGUGCUGCCGGGUUCGGUUUCUAACUUAGAGAAUCUAUGUGCCUUAUUAUUGAGCAAUUGCUGGAAUUUGAAAUUGAUCCCUUCUGUGGCAAAACUCACUAAGUUGAUGGUUCUCGACCUUUCGGGUUGCCGAAACAUAAAGCAACUUCCCCAUGGGACAGAACAGCUAUGCAACCUGAGAAGGCUAAAUAUUUCCAAUACCAUGAUUAACAUCUUGCCAUCUGGUUUUCUCUCAGCAUUAACCCUUCUAGAGGAGUUAUUAGCAUCUAAUGCUCUCGUCUUUCAAAAAACAUUGCCACUGAGCGUUUCUGAAAUCAGCAUUGGUGAAAUCAUAUCCUCCUCAAGAUUAUCAUCUCUUGAAGUGGAUUUCUGGCACUGUGAUCUCUAUAAUCUGUAUGCUUGCUCUGGUCACUGUGCUCAGCUAGAGAAGUUCAAGUUCAAUGUUGGACCAGGAGAAAUCCAAGAAUUUUCGGAGAAAUGGAGUGUGGCAUUUCUCAGCAUAUCCAUUGCCAAAGAGGAAAUUUCAAUCCCAGCAAAUACUAUCGAGUUGAAGUUUAUUGACUGCUAUGAUAUCACAGAGUUAACUACUUGCCUUUUGCAUGUAGAGAAGCUCAAGAAAUGCACAGUAGUUUGCUGUUACAGUGUAGAAAGAAUUGUUGACACUGAGCAGAUUGAUUUAUCUAUGCUGGAGACUUUGGUGCUGAGAUAUUUGAUCAAUUUGCAGAUGAUAUGUAGGGAAGUGAUGACUUCAUCUGCAUUUAUGAGAUUAAAGAUCAUAAAUGUAGAAUUUUGUCCAAAUUUGAAGAGCCUAUUCUCAGGGAACCUUUUGCUUCAACUGUCAAAUCUUGAAGAAAUUAGAGUCGGCCACUGCAACAAGAUGGAGGAUUUGAUGAGAUGGGAAGGAGGGGGAAGAAACAGUAAUGACAUUCAUGCUGCCAAAAUUCACUUGCCUAGAUUAAGGAAAUUGAGGUUGGAGUUCAUGCCAAAUUUAAAAGGAAUAUAUGAUGGAUUCAUGAGUUAUGGCUCUCCAUGCUCUUUUGAAGUAGUUUCUUGUGAUGCACUGAAGAGAUUACCCUUUGAUCUUGAUGAAUUAGUAGGCCUUAACCAGCAACUAUUGUCACCGCAUGCUUUGGAAAUCAAAGGAGCAAAGUGUUGGUGGGAUUCACUUGAGUGGGAUGAACCUGAUGCCAAGCAAAUAAUGCAGACAUAUUUCAUAGAGAUGCCAAGGGUGUCAGAUAAUGUUGGUAGCAGCAGCCAAGUAGGAGCAAUAGUUCCUAAUAGAUAGAGGAGUUUUAAUCCCUUCUCCUAUGGGAUUGUUCCAAUAAUUAUUAUCUUUUAAGCGUUACCUUUCAGAUAUGUACAUUUGUUAUUGUUUUCCCUUUCUUUUUUCAUGUAAACAGCUUCAUCAUAUAUUGUAUAUCUGGACUUG